This is a messenger RNA of Haliotis rufescens (red abalone), 7662 nucleotides long. RefSeq names its product oxysterol-binding protein-related protein 9-like. NCBI's taxonomy places the organism in Eukaryota, Metazoa, Mollusca, Gastropoda, Lepetellida, Haliotidae. The coding region runs from base 39 to 2171 and encodes 710 amino acids. Gene Ontology annotation, molecular function: sterol binding. The record is from RefSeq and is a predicted model, not a curated record. Gene Ontology annotation, cellular component: membrane; cytosol; intracellular membrane-bounded organelle. The transcript has 21 exons.
UUCGAUUGUCAGUGUAAACUUCCGUCAAUAUCGUCAAAAUGGCGACGAUGGAAGGUCCACUAAGCAAGUGGACAAAUGUAAUGAAAGGAUGGCAGUACAGAUGGUUUGUCUUAGACGAGAAUUCUGGCCUGCUGUCAUACUACACUUCCAAAGAGAAAAUGAUGAGGGGAUCACGUAGAGGAUGUGUUAGAUUAAAAGGAGCUAUUAUUGGAAUAGAUGAUGAAGAUGAUAGUACGUUUACAAUAACAGUUGACCAGAAAACCUUCCAUUUUCAAGCUCGUGAUGCUGAUGAGAGGGAACAGUGGAUAGCCAGCCUGGAGAACACAGUGUACCGACAUUCUCAAGCUGGCAAGAAACUGGAAGUGCGCCAUGCCCCGAGUCUAGAGGACUUCGACCACAAGCUGAUGGAGACCGAUACCUACCUCCAGAUGCUUAUAGACCAAGUCCAGGCCUUGGAAACACGGAUUGAAGACUGUCCCGAUGAAGGAGAGAGGGAGAAGUACAGUGUUAUCAAAGUAACUGCGGAUGGACUGGUGGAGGCAAUCAAACAUACCAUUGUGAUGCUCCAGAUCACCAAGGAGAGUCUGAAGGAACCAAUCCUGAAUGGCUCCCCCCACGACCAGCUUCUACUUACCAACGAUGCCAACUACAGCCACUUCAGCGACAUCAAACGUCAAGUUCCUGCCUCCCUCUCCACCGACAACAUUGAGCAGGCCGUGGAUGUCGCUAGUGAUGCGCCAGUCUCCUCCAGCACCUCUCUACCUAACAUAGCAAUACCCUCUGGGUCGACCCUUGGGCCGCCGAGAGUGACGGACGCCGUGCUGAAUGGGGGGACUGGCAUCCCGGAGGUGUCCUACUCCAGCAGCGAGGACGAGGAGUUCUAUGAUGCUGAGGAGCAGAAGUCGUCACAGAAGACCACCCCCGAGCGCGAACUCUCCGCACUCAUAGUGGAGGGAGACUGCGACGAGAACGGGGAGCCGCCGGUCUCGCCACCAGUUAUAGCUUCCAAAGAUGAUUACUAUGAUGAACUCUAUGACGAUUUAGAUAACGAAGACCUGGGGUCGCUGGAGCAGCACGGCAGCAUCAUCGCCCACCUCCUGUCCCAGGUCCGCAUCGGGAUGGAUCUCACCAAGGUCGUCCUACCCACCUUUAUUCUUGAACGAAGGUCACUGCUGGAGAUGUAUGCUGACUUCAUUGCACAUCCGGACCUAUUUGUCAAAGUGGCUGACCUGGAGACGCCGCGGGAACGCAUGGUGCAGGUGGUGCGGUGGUACUUGUCCGCCUUCCACGCCGGCAGGAACAGCGACAUAGCCAAGAAACCCUACAACCCAAUACUCGGGGAGACAUUCAAGUGCUUCUGGAACCUCCCAGAUGAAAAAUCUACAGAUGUGGUUGAAGAUGGUCCUGUUGCCUGGGCAACCGAAGACAGCAUCGCAUUCAUAGCAGAACAAGUGUCUCACCACCCACCAAUUUCGGCGUUCUAUGCUGAACACCACAGUAAGCGCAUCGCUCUGGACGGGUACAUCUGGACCAAGUCCAAGUUCCUGGGCCUUUCCAUCGGUGUCCACAUGAUCGGUCAGGCUGUUGUGUCUGUCCUGGACCAUGACGAGGAAUACACACUCACCUUUCCCAAUGGCUACGGCAGGUCGAUCCUGACGGUGCCGUGGGUGGAGCUGGGAGGGAAGGUACAGAUUGCAUGUGCCAAGACAGGAUACAGCGCCACUGUGGAGUUCCAUACAAAACCAUUCUACGGAGGAAGGAAACAUCGGAUAACAAGCAAGGUGUUCGAGCCUAACGAGAAGCUCCCUUUCCUCACCGUGGAGGGAGAAUGGAACGGAGUGAUGUAUGGCAAAUAUACCUCAGGGCAAAACGAAACAUUUGUAGACACGAAGACAUUACCUAAGUUCAAGAAGAUGGUGAGACCGACGGACCAGCAGGAGGAGUAUGAGUCUCGCAGGUUAUGGCGAGACGUGACAUACAACCUCAAGUACAAGAAUGUGGAGAAGGCCACAGAGGGCAAGCAAUUCCUGGAACAGCGGCAGCGGGACGAGGCCAAGGACAGGAAGGAGAAAGGGGAGAGAUGGGAAACCAAGUUUUUCCACGAGGUCGGAGAGCACUGGGUGUAUGACCGGCCAUUGCUGAAGAGAAAUAAUCCAUCACCUACAGAGUGAGGGCGAUCUGUGAGGACGACCUAUGUGAUGGCGACCAUGUGAUGAUGGCCACUGCAUCAACAAUAUUCCAGGCUGGUGUUGUGUACAGCUAGCCAUACGAACACACAAACAAGCUGCUUAGUAUUGAUUAGAAUAACUUAAUAUGUGUACUAUAUGAAGCAAUGUGCAAACCAACAUUUUACUGUUUCCCACAUAAAAAUCAACAUUUCUUAUAUAGCCAAAAAAAACAACUUCAGUUUGGUUCUCAGGCACCGCCUCAUCAUCAUUAAGUCCCUGGCACGGUUCGUUUUUUUCCCCAUUUUGAACAUUUCUUUUAAGAGAGAGACAUAUUCAGAAAUUUAAGUAACCAAACCAAGAGAUCUUUGAGUAAACUUGAGCCAACUCAGCCGGCGAUGGAAUAUUAGUCUCAGAAAUCAGAUAUCCAUUGUUAUUUUAAUGACAUGUAUUGUCUAAAUUCACAAAUGCUUGGUUACGUUUUGUAUCCUGCUUGUGCUGGCACUUUAUCUGUGUGAUUCCUCGACUCAGCUGUGGUGAUUGCUUAUUACCGACAUUUCACACGGAACAAUUUUGAGAAAUGAAAGUUUUUUACAGCAAAUGACCAGGUUAGUGAAACCAUAACUUGAUUUUCAUCAGGGAGGAAUGAAAAUAGUACAAUGUGAAGUGAAACUGACUGUAUUUAUGUUGUAAAGUGGAGAGGAUGUUUAUAUGGUUUCCUUGGUGCACGCUGAACGGAAGUUAACAGUCGUGAGAAAACCAGUGCUGAUGUCAACAUUAUCUACACUGAAACCCUGUUUGUCUGGAGGGUAGCCUGUUAGUCUGGAGGGUAAUCUGUUUGUCUGGAAGGUAGCCUGUUAGUCUGAGGGUAGCCUGUUAGUCUAGAGGGCAGCCUCUUUGUCCAGAGGGUACUCUUCCUGGAAAUCAUCCACAAAUUACCACAUAAAGUACAAGUAAUGUUUAGAUCCAUAGAGAUAUACCUCCAAGUAGUUUUUGGUUCGAGAUGAUUGGGUGUGUAUCAGCAGGGUUUAAUUGGUGUGAAAACUGCGUUUUGGGUCAGUAGGUGUUCCACCAUCUUCGUGAGGCAAGCGUGUCCACUAGCCUAUAUCAAAGCCAAGUUUCUACCCUUUCCACAACUAGGCCACAUUUCUUGGCUUGACCCUGGCGCCACCUCGUGUAGAUCCCAAGUUGUGCCCCUUGUAAUGAAAACACGAUAUCCAAUCAGAUUGCUGUUCUUAUCUCAUACAGCUUCACAAAGAUGGCGACGACCUUAGGCGACGACAUAGUCGAUCAGAGAACGAAAUCAUUCGCGAUGUCAUCCCUGACCCAAAAACAGAGGCAAUCGUUUUUCGAUGAAAAAUACAACAAAGACAGGCAGUGGUAAAUCACUUUCAUACAAAGGUGUACCAGUCGUGGAUGUUGAUUUUGUGAGACAUUCUCUGAUUAGACUAUCGAUAUGUGCGAUAGUCCAAUCAUAUUUAGCACAGGAAAGUAAAACAAGACUUUGAUAAAAAGGCUAAUGGACGCUCUUGCCUCAGGAAGAUGGUGUUCCACGUGCAAUGGGAGAUUCCAUUUCCAUUGAACAGGGGACUUAGGUUGAGUGUGAUGAGGUGAAUGUGGAGUUCGUGGUCUGUCGUGUCCGGCAACAAAUGUACACCCAACCGACUGGCCCCCGAGUUAAAUCUUCCACCUCUGAUUGUGAUUGUUGCCCGGAUUACGUCGAUCCAUGGGGUCGAUUGUUGGGCCAUGAUUCUUCUUAAGUUUGUUUAGCAGGUAGUUCUCAUCAGUCUUUCAAGCUAAUUCUGAGACGAUACCAAAACCAUAAGUACAUGCACGUUUAUUUAUUGACAAAGUAUACCACCGUGCCAUGUUUAGAUAAGAAGCUGUGAGGGGCCCAAGAGACCAGGGUGCCAUUGUACAAAAUAAUCUUAGUGCUAUGACUGUCAUAAGUCUAUGUUAAUGUAUGGGAGUAACGAUCACCUUAGCGCUAAGAUUGCUCUGUACAACGGCACCCUGUUGUUUAUCAGAGGGGGGGCUUGUGUUAAACAUAAUUUGGGUAUUGAAAACAGGUGCAGGUAUUGCAAGGGUAAAGAAAGCCAUCAAUAAGUCAUGUAAAAAGUAAACAAAUAUUUGGGAUGGUAGAAUAUUAAUUAUUUAAACAGAUGGAUUAUACCCCUCUAUGAGUGAUGGGUCCCCAUAAAUUCUGAUGAAUUAAUAUUACAAAACCCCUCCGGAAAUGGUAAAAUUGGAGAUACACGUGUUGCUUUGUGGAGAUGUUUUGAAUGGGUCUUUUUAAGACUUGUGUUGUAAGGGUUAGGUCGUGUUACAGUCAGCUAUGCGUGGGGUCUUGGCGUGUUACAGUCAGCUAUGCGUGGGGUCUUGGCGUGUUACAGUCAGCUAUGCGUGGGGUCUUGGCGUGACUUCAAUGUACAUACCUUGUGGUGGAUAAGUUCAAACAUAGACUUGGUUCUCACACUGUAAAAUCAAAUUGCAUGGAAACGUUUUAUAUCUGCUUAGAAAACUAUUGAAGUGAAAUACUGACGUAAAUAUGGAGAACGUGGUGACUGAGGACCAAGUUGUGUGAGAGCCUCAUAUGAGCCAUUGACAAUACUUGUGUCUGGGUGGAUCAGGGUGGACCACCCUCUGCUUACCUGUGUCUGGGUGGAUGUGUCAGGGUGGACCACCCUCUGCUUACCUGUGUCUGGAUGGAUCUGCUUAUCUGUGCCUGGGUGGAUCAGGGUGGACCACCCUCUGCUUACCUGUGUCUGGGUGGAUGUGUCAGGGUGGAUCAGAGUGGACCACCCUCUGCUUACCUGUGUCUGGGUGGAUCUGCUUACCCGUGUCUGGGUGGAUCAGAGUGGAUCAUCCUGUGGAUACCUGUGUCUGGGUGGAUCAGGGUGGAUCAACCUGUGGAUACCUGUGUCUGGGUGGAUCAAAUUGGAUCAUCCUGUGGAUACCUGUGUCUGGGUGGAUCAGGGUGGAUCAACCUGUGCUUACCUGUGUCUGGGUGGAUCAGGGUGGAUCAUCCUGUGGAUACCUGUUUCUUGGUGGCUCAGGUUGGACCAUCCUGUGCAUACCUGUGUGAGUGGAUCAGGGUGGACCACCUGUGCAUACCUGUGUCUGUGGAUGAGAAUGGACCACCCUGACAUUACCUGUGUUGGGGUGGAUCUAGCCUGUGGUACCCUGACGUCUACUAUAUGUCUUAUCAUACCAAAGUGUAGAAUUACAUAUUUAUUUCACAUCAUAAAACCAAAAUAUCAUACACUGUAGUGACAAGUUAUAUAAUUAUUUAGACAACUUGUUUGUAAAAACUACAUUGUGUGUGAUGUAUGUUUGACACCAUGUGUUUUGAUGUAUGUUUGACAUGUGUGAUCUAUGUUUGACGUGGUGUGAUGUAUGUUUGACAUGUGGUGUGAUCUAUGUUUGACAUAUAUAGUGUUGUAUGUUUGACACCAUGUGUUUUGAUGUAUGUUUGACAUGUUUUAUAUGUAUGUUUGACAUGAAGUGUGAUUCAUAUUUUACCUUUUUUGACAUCAAGCGGCGAGUUUCUGGAUGAACUUUAUCAAUAACGUCAGGCACUGCCCAUCUUACAGGUAGACUCUGAGCAAGUAGAACUAUAUUUAUUUUAAUGGUUUUCAGUAUCAUUAUUCAGAAAAGUGCUGAAAAAAUUAUUCUGUUUUCCAUUUCCAGGACAACAAAUUCAUGAUUACAAUAAAAACCAAGUUGUACCAGGUGUAUCGGGCUUGCAAUGAGAUUUGUGCCAGUCGGUGCGUUGUAGCCAUGUUUGAUAACAAUGUUAGCCCUCCAGGAUAUGGAGACUACCAUUAUAGAUUGAGAUAUUAUUGAUGCAUGUAUCUCAAGACUGUGUCGGUAUGUAUACACAUCAUAGGAAUAUUGUUGCCAAAAAGAAUUGUUACACUUUGAACAAUGUUCUGCCAACAUGAUACUCAUGUAAAAACAUGACCGUGUCUAGCAAUAUCAAUUAUGAAAAUGUUAUAAAUUGCUGCCAUGUCAUAUACCAGUAUAUUUCCCCGCCUCUUUCAUAGCUAUAUAGACAAUACAGAUAUAUAUAGGAUAGAAAUGAUAUUUUCCUGAUGUAUUCAGACUGGUCGUUACUGCACAAGUAACAUAUACCGAUAUAGUCACUGCUUAUGUAGAAACAAAAUAUGAUAUCUUCUUAAUUGAAAGUACAGGGUUCACUCAAGAAUGGGCCCUUUAUGUGAAAAUUUCAAAUAUUCAAGAGGUACGCCCAUUGUAUUUGAAAAUGUGGGCCUUUUUUUUUCAAAUUUAGGGGCUAAAAGCACAAGGCCCCACCCUAGAAUUAUCCCUGAAAGUAAUGGAAGACAACAUCCUGGCACCUGUAGAGCCUGUCAAGGAAUCACAAAUGUUUCCCUUUCUGUUCCCUAAUUUUGCCCCAUCAGUAUAGUUCCUGAAAAUCAUGAUUCCAUGAGUGAUCAUCUCUGAGCAGUGAUAUUAUUUAUGCAGAUGAAGAUGGUUUGAAAUCCAGGGCCAUUAUAUUCUGCCCUGAUUGCCUGUGGUUAUGUAAACAAAUUCUUGUUUCUCAACCAACCUAAAUGCCCAAUAGUACCUGUGAAAACAUAGAUUUCAAGAACUCAAGAUGCAUUAAUGUGGCCUUAUCAGACAGUAAUGAAUUUGUUUCAAGCUAUAAAGUAAACAGUGACAAGAUAAAAAGUUCAACUUCUGAUAUUGAUGCUGAUGAUUGGGAGUGGCCUAAUCACCAUAUUGAUGCUGAUGAUUGGGAGUGGCCUAAUCACCAUGUUGACUGAUGAUUGGGAGUGGCCUAAUCACCAUAUUGAUGCUGAUGAUUGGGAGUGGCCUAAUCACCAUGUUGACUGAUGAUUGGGAGUAGCCUAAUCACCAUGUUGACUGAUGAUUGGGAGUGUCCUAAUCACCAUGUUGACUGAUGAUUGGGAGUGACCUAAUCACCAUAUUGAUGCUGAUGAUUGGGAGUGUCCUAAUCACCAUGUUGACUAAUGAUUGGGAGUGGCCUAAUCACCAUGUUGACUGAUGAUUGGGAGUGGCCUAAUCACCAUGUUGACUGAUGAUUGGGAGUGGCCUAAUCACCAUAUUGAUGCUGAUGAUGGGGAGUGGCCUAAUCACCAUGUUGACUGAUGAUUGGGAGUGGCCUAAUCACCAUUUUGAUGCUGAUGAUUGGGAGUGGCCUAAUCACCAUGUUUAAUGAUGGGUUGGUUGAUGAUGAAGAACAAGAAAACAUUGUUGUGACCUAAUCACCAUAUUGAUAUUGAUGCUGAUGAUUGUGAGUGAACUAAUCCCUGUGUUGACUCUGACUGGGAGUUGACUGAGGCUGUAACUUUGAAACCUUGUACAGAAUGAGUGUGUGUCUCCUGUGUGUCUCCUGAGUGUGAGUGAGUGUGUGAGUGAGACAUCGGCUGUGAUACUGUUCUAUUCCUCCUGUGUGUGGUCCUUCACAGGUAUCUGGGAACACAUGUCAAAACAUAAUAAAUUAUUAACUGUU